Coturnix japonica (Japanese quail) is the source of this 2557-nucleotide messenger RNA. The record is from RefSeq and is a predicted model, not a curated record. NCBI's taxonomy places the organism in Eukaryota, Metazoa, Chordata, Aves, Galliformes, Phasianidae.
AGAAAUUGCAUGACCUCUAAUGUGAUUAAACACCUGCACUGCUUUUAUAUUUAAUUAUUAAUAAAAGCAGCUAAUUAUUUGCACGACCUUUAGCCAUGAAUAUAUCUUUUGACUGCUUUUCACAUCAAAAGGCACCUUCAGAAAUAGAGAUCAAAGGAAUUUAUCUUCAGCUAGUAGAAUCGGCUCCCUUCACGAUCUACAAACUGCUUAUUUGAAGUCAAAGCUUGGUUUUACUUUUGCUUUGCCUGAGAUUACAUGAACUGCUAAUCACUCCGUGUUUGGAUAUUAAAAUGGAAACUGUAUCUUAUUUUUUUAUUCAUUGGUUAUCCCUAGUUUGCACACAUGCACAAAUCCACACAUGCACACUCACUUGAUUACAAAGCUGAUCUGUUAGAUUAUAUAAUCACUGAGAAUACUUCAAGCUUCAUUCUCAGUACUGCUACUAACCAGGCUUGACACCAAGCACACAUCAGUGCAAAAACGUGUGUGAGGCCAUUUUAGGUGACUCAUGUGAUGAUGAGCUCCAAAUAAAAGCACUACCUCAAAACUCAAGCCCAGUUGCUCCAGGCCAUGCACCAAAGCCACUGCCUCCAAACCCUUCUCAGGGUCCGACUCGUCCGGUUCCCUCAUGGAGGGCACACUGAAGGCAGAGAAGUAGCUGUUAAUUCAGCCAUCUUCUGCAAGGCUUCCCCACUUUCCCUGCCCUUCGACUUUCCCUCAGUCUAAAUCGAGGCCGAGCAGGGUCCUUUCAGCCUCGGAUCCAGGUGCCUCCUCGCCUCGGCGCGGCCCCUCAGAGCGGAGCUGGGCCGCCACCCACGAGGGGGCAGCGGGGAGCUGAGGGCGGUGGCUGUGAGCGCAACUCCCCGCCGCUGCCCCUCGCCAUGGAGCCGAGGUCCGUCCCCCAGGGUGGGGAACUUGCUGCAGAAGUCAAAGGCAGAAGAGAAAAUCAAAUCUGGUAUUUGAAAAUAUCGAAACUGGCGCUGGCUUUUGCCAUUAUUCGCUCCAAGCCACCAGGAAAGAGCUGCAAAGAAUACACUGAGCACCUUGCCAAAAUUGUAUCUGAGCAAGAUUUUGACUACAAAUCAAAAGUUACAGCACUAGAAGCUGAAGUUUUUAGAUUACGUCAGGAGCUUCUUUUGAACAAGAUCUGUCAGAGAGUCUGCUUGGAAAAUGGAAAACCAGGUGCCUCUGCUGAAACUCUUCUGGAUGAGGAACGUUUGAAUCCUAUGAGUUACUCAAGCCAGCUACAGGACUCUGGAUGUGAUGUGUCUGAUGACUACGCAUUUGAAUCUUUAGGAAUAGCUUCUGAUAUCCAAGAACUUGAGCACAGUGUCAACACAUCUAAACGUUGGUUGGAAAUAGUUCCUCCAUUGAAUCUCUGCUGUGCUAGCAAGGAGGAAUCUUUGACUGUUCCAGUGCAGUUUUUUCAACAUCUGCUUGAAAUAAGAAAGCUGUCAGAAGGAGGAAUGCUGCAAGCAGACUUCACAGAGCUUGAGAAUGAUUCUUUCACUAUAUGCAAUUCAGUAUCUCAGCUGCUCGAUGGUCUAACUGUUUUUUACAACAGUCCUGAGUUACCAGUUUCAAGUUUUCUUACUGAGGCAGUUUGUGUUUUGAUCAGAUUAGUAACUGACGCUAAAUUAUCUAAUCAUGUUCUGAAGAAGUGUUUCAGGAAGCUGGAAGAAUUUAUGAAAAAUCUAAUUCAGAUUAUUUUAAGAAACAGCAAUGUCAAUAGGUUUCAGGCAUUGGACGCUGUGUCACACACUCUUGUUUUGCUAGGAAGGAACAACGUACUUCGAAAUUCUUUAGUGUCUUUUCUGCUAUCAGAACUACAGCAGUUUGCUGAGCAGAUGUGGCAAGCUUACCAGGUCCAGGAAAUGUAUGAUGUUACCCAGUAUGAGAAUAUUUUUUCUUUGUUCAUGAUUCUGGAACAACUUCUUCACAAUGACACAGAAGAAAGUAAGGCUUCAGACUCAGGCUAUGGUGAAGAAGAGAAAAUCAAAUUCCUGAAGAAUCUUGAUGAAAUUAUUCUUCAUCUUUCAGAUGAAUUCCCUUUGUUUUCUUUAUAUUUAUGGAGAUUGAGUGUUCUUUUGAACUCAGCUCAAAUACGAAUUGAUUAAAACAAGCAGCCUACUUUUAAGCAGUGCACUGUUGUGAGACUAGAUUGGAAAAUGUUUGAGUCAGACAGAAAAUUGUAGUUAUUGGAAAAUAUUUAUUUUGUACUUCCAUGCUAUGCUUUUGUUUCAGAGAUAAUGAAAUUUAAUAAUACGGGCCCUGUUUUGUUUUGUUCUGUGUUUUGUUGUUGUUCUGUUGCUUUUAAUAAAUGCUAUUUCUUGUAACAGAAAACAGUUUAUUGGUAUUUGCGUACACAGUGAAAAUGGUAACAAAGAAAAUAGUUUCAGUUGAUGCUUUCUAUAAACACUAUGAACUUUAAAUAAUGAGAAUGUAGAGCUAGGCUUUUGUAUUAGGAAACUGUAGGUUGUGUGCCUUCUCUGUACUUUAGAGACAUUGGAUGGUUAGGUAUAUUGAUAAUAUGAAAUAAAGGACUGACCAUCAGAAA